GUCCAGGCGCCGCCCCACGCCGCGCCCCGCCGGAUCGGGGCCGCGGCCGGGCAGCGGGGUCAUGGCGGGCCCGGGCCGGGCGGUGCUGGCGCUCGCGCUGGCUCUGGCGCUGGGAUCCGGAUCCGGAUCGGGAUCGGGCCCCGGGUCGGGGUCGGGAUCGGGCCCCGCGGGGCUGGCGGCCGCGGGCGCCCACUUCGGGUGGCGCAACCUGACGUGCCCGGCCUGCCGCUCCCUCUUCGCCGCGCUGCGCCUCGCCCUGCAGAUGCGGAGCGGCGCGGAGCAGAUCCAGCGCCUGGCGGUGCACGUGUGCACGGGGCUGCGGCUGGCGCGGGACGAGGUGUGCCGCGGCGCGGUGCGGCUGUUCGCGGGCGACGUGCUGGCGGCGUGGUCGGGCUCGGUGCUGCGGCCGGGCGAGAUCUGCGGGCUGCUGGUGGGCGCGCGCUGCGGGCGCUGGGACAUCCUGGCGCCCUGGAACGUGUCGCUGCCGCGCGCCCCCAAGCCGCCCGUGACGCCGCCCGCGCCGCCCGCGCCCGGCGCCCCCACCGCCCGCCUGCUCUUCCUCACCGACCUGCACUGGGACCGCGCCUACGCCCCCGGCGCCGAGGCCGCCUGCCCCGACCCGCUGUGCUGCCGCGGCGCGGCGCCGGCGGGGACGCCCCGGCAGGCGGCCGGCUACUGGGGCUCCUACGGCAAGUGCGACCUGCCCCUGCACACGCUGGAGUCGCUGCUGGCCCAGCUGGGCCCCGCCGGCCCCUUCGAGCUGGCCUACUGGACCGGCGACAUCCCGGCCCACGACGUGUGGGAGCAGAGCCGGGCCGGCCAGCUGCGGGCGCUGCGCACCGUCACCGCGCUGCUGCGCAAGCACCUGGGGCCCCUGCCCGUCUACCCGGCCGUGGGCAACCACGAGGCCGUGCCGGUCAACGGCUUCCCCCCGCCCUACGUGCACGGCAACCGCUCGUCCGCCUGGCUCUACGACGCCAUGGCCGAGGCCUGGCAGGGCUGGUUGCCCCCCGCCGCGCUGGAGACGCUCAGAGUCGCCGGCUUUUACACGCUGCAGAUCCGGCCCGGCCUGCGCCUCGUGUCCCUCAACAUGAACUUCUGCUCCGAGGCCAACUUCUGGCUUCUCAUCAAUGCCACGGACCCGGCCGGGCAGCUCCAGUGGCUCGUGGGCGUCCUGGCGGGAGCGGAGGCGGCCGGCGAGAAGGUGCACAUCAUCGGGCACAUCCCGCCCGCCCACUGCCUGCGGAGCUGGAGCUGGAACUACUACCGUAUCGUCAACAGGUUUGAGAGCACCAUCGUGGCCCAGUUCUUUGGCCACACGCACCUGGACGAGUUUGAGAUGUUCUACGACGAGGAGACCCUGUCGCGUCCUGUCUCUGUGGCCUUUGUGGCCCCGAGCGUCACCACCUACAUCAACCUCAACCCUGGCUACCGCGUGUACGAGCUGGACGGGAACUACCCCGAGAGCUCGCACAUGGUGCUGGACCACGAGACCUUCAUCCUGAACCUGACUGAAGCCAACGCAGCCGGGCCAGGGGCCACGCCGCACUGGCGCCGCCUGUACAGGGCACGCGAGACCUAUGGGAUGCUCAACGCCUUCCCGGCCGACUGGGACCAGCUGUUGCGGCGCUUCCAGGACGACGAGCGCCUGUUCCAGCACUUCUGGUUCCUGUUUUAUAAGGGGCACCCGCCGCGCGAGCCCUGCCUGGACGCCUGCAAGGCCGCGCUGCUUUGCACCCUGCGCACCGGCCGCCGCGACGACCCUGCCCUGUGCCACAGCCUGCGCCCCACCCUGCCCUUCGCCCACAUCCAGCACUUCUGGGACCAGCGCCGCCUCUGCUGACCCGCACGCGGGGGAAGCUUGCUGCGCUUGGGCCCUGCGAGGGGCAAACAGAUGCCAGCCCUGGGCGCAGGGGGCCCUGCUCGGCUGUGCCAGAACGCCGGGGAUGGGGUACGCUCCACCCUCCCCUUCCUGGCUGCAAGCAGGUGGGGGAGAGAGGCAGGUGUGUCGGGGCCAGGCCUUUGCAAGGGGGAGGGGGGGACUGCAGAGCAGAGUGGAUUUUAUUUAAAUCGAAUCAAUUUCAUGGUUUAAAUCACAGGUCAGGAAAUCUCGCUUUAAUCGUUUUCUGCAAAAAGUGUGUUUUUGUUGUUUUAAUACCCUCUAUUCCAGCGGUUCCCAGUGUGCAGUACAUGUGCCACCAGCAGUAUGCAUUAGCAGAUUUAUUGUAAUUACUUUAUAUGACAAAUGUUUGCUGGCGGUACUUAAGGUUGCAUUUAAUUGGUAGCGUGCAAUCUGUCAGUGGGUGGGAACCGCUGCGCCAUUUGUUUAACUUCUUGAAACUUUGCACUUUUAGAGAGAGAGGUAUGGGCUUGACUGUGCACGCACAAACUUGAAGGGAGACAAGAGAGCUGCUGGUGGGUAAUCAGGUCUGUUCUCUCUCAUCUCCACAUACUGCUGUUAACAAGGAUGUUACCUCUGGAGACAAUACGUUCUCCCUAAGCCAGAAAAGGGGCGUUCGUGCCUAAAAGCUUACAGAGAACAAUUUUUCCAACUACUUUGUUGGUCUAAUAAAAGAUAUCACAUCUACCCAAGGAACCUCUUCUAUGAUCUCUGGAGACAAAUCCAGUUUGAGAACUGAAACUAAGCUUCACAGAGACACUUAAUAGGAUCUUCUAGACUGAGUGCUUGGUCCCAGUGGGUAGAGUGGUUUUCUUUAUUAAUCAAUAGAGGAGCCUCUAGGAACCCCAUGAGAUUCGGUGAGCCCCUAAUAUAGUCCCCGGCCUGUUGUGACCUACUAAUAAAACUUCUAAAAAAGUUACAUGAAUAUAUUGUCUCUGAUAGAAUAGAAUUAGAAGGCCUGACCCCUAUCCCCUGAUGAUAGCUUUGAGCUUUAAUUUAUCUUUAAAAAACUAUUGUUACAUAAGUUUAUUUUUUAAAGCAUCUUUAAAAAUAUGAUUAAAAAAAUCUGAUUUAAAUUUUAAAAAA
This is a messenger RNA of Alligator mississippiensis (American alligator), 2986 nucleotides long. It is a transcript of the gene SMPD1, whose product is annotated as sphingomyelin phosphodiesterase 1. Gene Ontology annotation, molecular function: acid sphingomyelin phosphodiesterase activity. Gene Ontology annotation, biological process: sphingomyelin catabolic process; ceramide biosynthetic process. The transcript has 6 exons. NCBI's taxonomy places the organism in Eukaryota, Metazoa, Chordata, Crocodylia, Alligatoridae. The coding region runs from base 62 to 1843 and encodes 593 amino acids. The record is from RefSeq and is a predicted model, not a curated record. Gene Ontology annotation, cellular component: lysosome.